UCAGUCGGCGGCGGCUGCUGCUGCCUGUGGCCCGGGCGGCUGGGAGAAGCGGAGUGUUGGUGAGUGACGCGGCGGAGGUGUAGUUUGACGCGGUGUGUUACGUGGGGGAGAGAAUAAAACUCCAGCGAGAUCCGGGCCGCGAACGAAAGCAGUGACGGAGGAGCCAGUACCACCGGUAACUAAAUGACCAUGGAAUCUGGUGCAGAGACCCAACAGAGUGGCGAUGCAGCUAUAACGGAGGCAGAAAAUCAACAGAUGGCUGUACAAACACAACCACAGAUUGCAACAUUAGCACAGGUUUCUAUGCCAGCAGCUCAUGCAACUUCAUCUGCUCCAACAGUGACCUUAGUGCAGCUCCCUAAUGGGCAAACCGUUCAAGUCCAUGGAGUUAUUCAGGCGGCCCAGCCAUCAGUUAUUCAGUCUCCUCAAGUCCAAACUGUUCAGAUUUCUACUAUUGCAGAGAGUGAAGAUUCACAGGAAUCAGUAGAUAGUGUCACAGAUUCUCAAAAAAGAAGAGAAAUUCUUUCAAGGAGGCCCUCCUACAGGAAAAUUUUGAAUGACUUAUCCUCAGAUGCACCCGGAGUGCCGAGGAUCGAAGAAGAGAAGUCUGAAGAAGAGACGUCAGCGCCGGCCAUCACGACUGUGACGGUGCCAACUCCAAUCUACCAGACCAGCAGCGGGCAGUACAUUGCCAUUACCCAAGGAGGAGCAAUACAGUUGGCUAACAAUGGCACAGACGGGGUACAGGGCCUGCAAACAUUAACUAUGACAAAUGCAGCUGCCACUCAGGCCAGCACUACCAUCCUGCAGUAUGCACAGACCACUGAUGGGCAACAGAUCCUUGUACCUAGCAACCAAGUUGUUGUGCAAGCUGCCUCUGGAGAUGUACAGACAUACCAGAUUCGAACAGCACCCACCAGUACCAUUGCACCUGGUGUUGUUAUGGCCUCAUCCCCAGCACUUCCCACCCAGCCUGCAGAAGAGGCAGCACGAAAAAGAGAAGUUCGUCUAAUGAAGAAUAGGGAAGCAGCACGUGAGUGUCGUAGGAAGAAAAAGGAAUAUGUGAAAUGCCUAGAGAACAGAGUGGCUGUGCUUGAGAACCAAAACAAGACACUGAUUGAGGAGCUAAAAGCACUUAAGGACCUUUACUGCCACAAAUCGGAUUAAUUUUGGAUUUUCAUUUUCACCUCCUAAGGUGGAGAAAAUGACUGGUUUGUCCACAGCCAGAAAGACAAAGUAAACUUUUUAUUUUCUAAACAGUUCUCUUUUUUUCUAUGCGCAAAACUGCCUGAAAGCAACUACAGAAUUUCAUUCAUCUGUGCUUUGCAUUAAACUGUGAAUAUUCAGACACCUGCCUCCACUUCUCCCCGCCCCAAGAAAUUGUCAUCUUCCUGAUCAUGAAGAAGAGACUUCUGUUUUUUGUUCCCUCUAUGCUCUCCAGGGAGUAAUAAUUUGUUAUUUGUUGAAUUGUUGGGGGAAGGUGAGAAGAAUCCUUUUUUUUUUUUUUAAUAAUUUCAAGGAUUUGUGCUGAGUUCCUUGAUUGCCUUAGCAACAGAAAUGUCACCCCUUCCUCCUCGUCCCUCCCCCCAGCCUCUUGAAGUAUCGUUUGGACUGAAUGCAGAAAGUAAGUAAGGUGCAAUGACGAAGUGAUGAUUGCCAAAUUGACCUGUAUUCUUUGUAAAUUAUUUAAAUUUGUUGCUAAUGAUAUACCCCAAAAGGAGGGAUUUAUAUAUAGAAAAAAAUUAGGAAUUAAUUCAGAGGAGUUUCUUGUGUAUCUUCUAUUCUCUAACUUCUGCAGUGCUAAAAACUUGUUCAUACCUGUCAAGCAUUUUGGGGCUGGCUCUCUUUUGGGUCACUCCCUUCUUAAUUGCAAUUCUCUGUGUGCUCUGUAUUUUGAAUGCAUUUAAGGAAGUCACCAAGUGAAUGGUGUAGCAUAGCCUUUGGAUCAAAAGUGAAGUAAAGUUAACCAAUACAGGUGUGAAGAGCUUUUUACUUAAGGCAUUAUUAAUUUUUCAGUGAAGAGAACUGUUAAAGAAUAGAAUAGCCCCUUUAUAUUAAAAAGAUGUUUUUAUGAAUAUUCAUGUCCAUGGCUUCAGAACAGUAAUCAUUUACUAUUUUUUAAACAUUUCAAUACCUGCUCUUCCCCUCUGUACUUAACAUUUUAUCAUUACCAAAAAAGCCUUCAGGAUGCUAAAGAGAGAAAAUGAAAUAUUCUAUUAAUGAAAAUAAAUGUGUUGUAGGAAAAAUGAAAUUGAUUCAUUUAAGUAUAAGUUUACACCAGGUGAAUCUUAUCAGUGAAAGCUAUAAAAAUGUUAUAAGGACAUUCAGAAAAGCAUCGGUGUUAAUUUAUGCAUGUGUUUGUUUUUUUUUCAGUGCAGUGUCUAAGAGUGAAUUCUAUUACAAUGUUUGGGUUUCAUUCAUUUAAACAUACACACAUACACAUUCAAAACCACCAAAGUCCUAAAUUUUUUGUUUUUGCCUUAAAAGGUUAAUAUGCUUAAGGCUUUCCGUAUGGCAUGUGAUCUUUGUCAUUUGAUAAAGUAACUGCAUGUCCAAACUCCUAAAUAAGAAAUGUGUGGUUGUGUGUGUGUCACACAAUAAUUAUCUAAUAAUUUUUGGAAGUAUUCAUUGCUAAAUUAUUUUCACUAAAUCUACCUGAAAUAAAAUUAAUAUUCACCUUGUUAAAGUAGGUAUAAUUCAUGUGAAAUACAAGAAUUUUAAAAUACUGGCUUAAGAUCAUUGUCACAGUAUUUGCGGUUAUGAUUUUGCAUUCAGUUUUAUAAGAGUUUUAAGAAAUGCUAAAACUUGUAGGGUUAAUGUUUUGUCUUGGGUCAUCAUCAUUUGAAAUCAAAUUGUGUUAGACUGUUACUAUUAAAUGCAAAAGUCAUGUCAGCUUUUACUGGAUCAAUUUUGAAAAGCAAUAUUUUAAGCUAUAAAUGGCUUAUUGUCAUAGCGGGGGGGGUUUUUAAUGUAAACAGAGUGGGGGGACAUCAUUAAAGAAUGUAGCUUUUAAAGUGAUAUAGUUUAUAAAUAUGGAUGCAUUCUUGAAAUUCUCAAGGCUUUCAAACAGCUUAAAAGUAUAGUGUUCUACCUGACUGAGCUACCUGGACAAAUAAUGUAUUUUUUUUUUAAUUGGCAUUUCAGUGUACCAUUGUACACUCAAUCCUCAACAUUGGCCAUAAUGAAGAAUCUAAGUGAAUCCAAGGAUUUGUUUUCAUGGCAAAAUUAUUUCUUACUGCUUAAGUAAUCAAAUACGGAAUUCCAUUAAAAAUUUUUACAGGCUCUAGAUAGCCUAGUGCCUAGCAAGUUGAUUCUCCCCUCUAAAGGUUAUGUUUUACGAAAGUUGGUACUUCUCAGUUUAUUAGGAAGUUGGUUGGCAGUUUGCCUAUUUUUUCCUGGUAAAUAAUGGCAGUAAUAUUAAUAUUAUUUAUUGAGUCAUGAAGAAUGACCUAGCUCUUUUCACCUUAAGGGUUGUAACACUGAAUUGAAAUCAGUCACAGUGUGGUGAGGAGAGAAGAGCAUAUGCUCUUAAGAUGAACUUCAUGUAGAUCCUUGGGUAUAUUUGAGGACUUCAGUUUCCACAAAUAGAAAUCAGGCUGCUUUCCUUCAGGUUGUUUUUUAAAACAAAAUUUAGAAAAGUUUAGUUGUUCAAGCAUAUAACAGAAUUGAGGAAUAUGUAUAUCAUCAUCUAGAAAGUAAAUUUUUAAAAGAAACCCACAUUGAAAUCAAUGUUAACCAAGAACACAUAACAGCUACCAAUAAUAGAUGCUUUACUCUUCAUUUUGGCCAAAAGGGAAAGAAAACAUAGGAAUCUGUACAUAUGUUGUAGAAAAUAGCAAAAUUGAUAUUGCUCACUUUGCAAAUUAGGGCUUGUUGGCACUUUUAUCGGUAGGACAGAUCAAGUCUCAUAAAAGCUAAGUGUGUGGGGGGCAUUUUUUAUAUCUUAAAGUUAAGCAUUUUGGGGUUUUGGUAGGGUUUAACAGAAGCGCAGGCUAGAAAGGGCUAGAUCCAUUAUGUUCACAGUAUAAAAAUUUGGUUUCAAAUUUUAUUUUAUUUUCAUUAUUUUACAAAUAAAAGUACCAGGCUGACAGUUGUGAUAUUGUCAGAGGUGCUCUGUUAAUUUAGAUAUUGGAAAAAUACAUAUGUAUAAUAUAUGUACAUAUAUAUAUAUAUAUAUAUACACACAGUAUAUAAUCUGAAGCUCUGAGAGCUCUUAAGUCAGGAAUGCUGAGUAUUAUAGUCUAUGGAGGUCAGAUACAGCUCGCACAUUUCUGUGUGCUGUUGCAUCCCUUUUGGUAGUGUUUGGAUUGUGUUCUUCCAGCACUCGUGAUUGCAUUUUUUAUGUUUAAUUACUCUUCCAACUAUUUUGUUUCUUUUUUAUUGUUAGUUUUUUUAGGCUAAUACUUACAUAAAUUAUGUUUAUACUUGCCUGAAAACUUCCCCCCAAAGUUUUUUUUGUUUUUCUUUUGUUUGUUUGUUUUUUGCUUUGUCUCUGGCAGCUAUAAUGGUGGUUUAAAAAAACAAACAAACAAAAUUGGAAGAUUUUUUUGAAAAGGAGCCACUGGUUUUCUUAACCAUUCUGGGGAAGGAUUCUUGAGUUUUACUUAGGCAGGAGGUUAUCAGAAAUGGUGUUUUGAUGAUAGUCAGCAACAUUGCUAUGAUCUGAAAGCACAAUUCCAGUCAGGCUGGCUAUCCGAGGAGGAGUCAUCUAGCUGAUGUUUCUUUCUUCUCAGGCCCAAUCCCCACUUGGGUACUACACCAGGAGAGGUAAUACUUGGAAUCAUGCAAAGGCUUAGGAAAAAACAACAGUGUUUGGUUUGACAAGAAUACGUUACUUACUUGAAGUGUUUUUAACCUAGAUUUUUCUUUAUGUACAUUAAAUCAGUUUUUAUUUUAGGAGCGGUUGUAGCUGGUCACCAGCCCAAACUGGGCUCUGGUUAUUUAGAAAAUUUAAAAGUCAUUUCAUUUUGCAAUUUAAGUAGGCCUUGUAUCUUAAAGUUAAAAUUUUGAAGUCAUUUCAGGGUUCGGGAAUAGUGGAAAUAAUACAACUUUUUAGUAAGUUUUGGAAGGAGCUUCUCUCUUUCCUUUUUUUUGAGCUCUGAAAACUGUUAGUGGAUUAUAUUCUACUGACCUGACACAAAAGUUGUAUAUUUAUUUGGGUUCUUUUUACAUUCUAUUCUUUGUAAAUGUUUGGUAUAAAAUGCACUUUUAAAAAAAAAAAACUACCCAAUUUCUAGGAACUUGGGUAUUGACAAUAUGAGAAGCUUCUUUAGCAAGUAAUCAUGAACUGAUUGUCCAUCUUUCUCUUUCUUUUGAUUAAAUCAUGUGACUGUUUUUUAACACAGACAUUUUGUUGUUUGAAAUAUUAGUACCUGAAGAUUAGUCUUACAUUAAGGUGCUAAGGUGGGAGAUUUGUCAGGGCCACUAAAUAGAAUAAAGACUGGCUCACAUCCUAUCUUGUUCUUUUUCAACACAUAGCAAAUUGAGUUUUUUCCUUGUGACAAAGUUUUUCCCCCAUUUUUGUUUUUCCCCAACGUUAAGACUGUCAAUGUGAUACCAGAACAACCAUCUGAAUUGCAUUUAGGUAAGAGAUUGAAAAAAAGUAUUUGUCAUUGUGUAAACCAAAUAAAAUAUUGUGCUGAAUUUUUUACUCUGAAUUGGUUGUGUUGAGCCUAAAUCCGAUUAUAUAUUUGAAUAAGUUUAAUUCAAGUGAAAGAAAAAUAAAAUUUGCUGACCUAGAGACAAAAGGUGCAUGGAAUAAUUUGUUCAUUUGUUUAUAAGAAGCACAACUAGAUUUUUUUUUGUUAGGCAGCAAUGAAGAUGAAUUGAUGACCCAGGUAUAUAUCCUGAAUAUUGUUAAUGUUGACUUUAGCAAUUUACUAUAACUAUGUGUACUAGGAACUGGUUUCCUUCACUUUGUAGACUCAAUGAUUGGGAGAGGGGCUUGAACAUAUCAUUAAGCUGAGCCAGUGUGGAAGGAUUUCAAAUAAAUUAAACAGGGUGCUGAAGUUCCAUCUGUCUCAUCUGCUUUAUGAUAAGUUCGCAUUAAUUAGUGAAUGUAACUUAAGCCUUUGUAUGUGUCCUCAGGGGCAGACAGAUUUUAAGAGGGACCAGAUACAGUUUGAAAGGAGUGAGUGUAUUUCAGGUGUUUUAGCUUGAAAUUUAUUUUUUAAAAAAUAUAAAACUUAAAAAAUACAGUGAAGCCUGUAAAGUAAGUUGAUAGUAUAAACAGGCAGAAUUGUUUAGCACAGAAGUGAAAAAUAUUGACCUGUCUACUGCAUUCUGGUACUGUGGGUGCAGGUCCUAGAUGGGGGAGGAGGGGAAAUAAAGGGGAGGGAGGAAUGGGGGUUAGUAUAUCAUGACAAUUUUGGGUUUUUUUCCUCACCUGCAAAUAAUAAAAUCUGCAGUCCUCAGGAAAUGUUUUUGGAAGGGUGGAGGAAUAGGUAAAUCAGUUAACCUACUUGGAGUAGAUGUUAUGUAAUGCUUGCCUAUUUAAGCAUAGGAUUUUCAAGAUUCAGCCUUAAAGGAAUAGCUUGCCUGAGGGGAGGGUACAUCUAAGAUGAUUUGAAAUUGGUGAGGAGAGGCGGAGAUCCCUGAAAAUAAAGGUCUUAUAUUAGUUGGCCAAAUGAAGCAGUCUAUCAUGUGUUUGGGGGUUUUAUUUUAUUUUAUGUUAAUUGGAUUGGUAAAAUGCUCUAUAGAAUGUGUAUUUUAUCCAGAUGCCACUCCAUUUUAUGUAUGUAAUAAAAUUAUUUAUAUUAAAAAUGGGAGAGUAAAUUGUAGAACUUGCGUAUGUCUGACCUUCAAUAUUUCCUGCUAGUAUGGAUUUAUUAGGGGUGAGUAAGAGUGCUGGUUAUCAGUUUUCUGUGUAAAGUUGUCCCUGCCUGAUUUAUUCACAUUUUGGUUGUCAUCACCAAGAAAGAAUUAUUUCUACUCCAAAUUUAUAAUUUAAAACAUUUUUUAAAAAAAGAAUAUGAUCAGGGAAGUUUCUAGAGUUGUUUUAUUUUGAUUUGUUUUUUAAGAAAAUUGAGGUAAAGAUUAAUUCUAUCCAUUUCUUACUUUACCCAGAACCAUCAGCACAAAACAGCGUACUGAUCUUAAUUCUUAAUAUUUCUUUUGGAGUGGAUUAAAAAUAAACUAUAAUAGGGAAAAAAGUUUGUAUUAAAAUUCCCUACAUUCUAGAAACAUCCCUGUUUUAACUUUUUUUUACUUAAAUCUUUUGUGCUUUAUCUAUGUAAAAAAAUGUACUGAGUUAUAAUGCAUUUUAUUAACACUAUGUACAUACUAGCUGCUUUGUUUCAGAAUGAUAGUAAUUGCUUUGUAUAUUAAAGUGAUCCUUGUGAAUUUGUGAAUUGUCAUAAAGAAGUGCUUUUUCUUACUGUAAUCUUUGUGGUAUAAACUGUCAAAAUGCCCUUUUUACACCAACAUUUAUGUGCAGUCACAUAAA
This is a messenger RNA of Vombatus ursinus (common wombat), 7444 nucleotides long. It is a transcript of the gene CREB1, whose product is annotated as cAMP responsive element binding protein 1. Bases 184 to 1167 code for a protein of 327 amino acids. Gene Ontology annotation, cellular component: ATF4-CREB1 transcription factor complex; nucleus. Gene Ontology annotation, biological process: regulation of transcription by RNA polymerase II. The record is from RefSeq and is a predicted model, not a curated record. Lineage: Eukaryota; Metazoa; Chordata; Mammalia; Diprotodontia; Vombatidae. Gene Ontology annotation, molecular function: cAMP response element binding; DNA-binding transcription factor activity, RNA polymerase II-specific; protein binding. The transcript is spliced from 8 exons.